This is a messenger RNA of Cricetulus griseus (Chinese hamster), 1607 nucleotides long. The record is from RefSeq and is a predicted model, not a curated record. NCBI's taxonomy places the organism in Eukaryota, Metazoa, Chordata, Mammalia, Rodentia, Cricetidae.
GUCUCAGGGUACACCAUGAUCUCACCAUUCUUAGUACUGGCCAUCGGCACCUGCCUUACCAACUCUUUUGUGCCAGAGAAAGAGAAAGACCCCAAUUAUUGGCGACAGCAAGCCCAGGAGACCUUGAAAUAUGCCCUGAAACUCCAGAAGCUCAACACCAAUGUGGCCAAGAAUGUCAUCAUGUUCCUGGGAGAUGGGAUGGGCGUCUCCACGGUGACGGCUGCCCGAAUCCUUAAGGGCCAGCUACACCACAACUCAGGGGAGGAAACUCGGCUGGAGAUGGACAAGUUCCCCUUUGUGGCCCUCUCCAAGACAUACAACACCAACGCUCAGGUCCCCGACAGCGCGGGCACCGCCACUGCCUACCUGUGUGGUGUGAAGGCCAAUGAGGGCACUGUGGGAGUGAGCGCGGCCACUGAGCGCACGCGGUGCAACACCACUCAGGGGAAUGAGGUCACCUCCAUCCUGCGCUGGGCCAAGGAUGCCGGGAAGUCUGUGGGCAUCGUGACCACCACACGGGUAAACCACGCCACCCCCAGUGCAGCCUAUGCACACUCGGCUGAUCGGGACUGGUACUCGGAUAAUGAGAUGCCACCGGAGGCUCUGAGCCAGGGCUGCAAGGACAUCGCAUAUCAGCUAAUACACAACAUUAGGGACAUUGAUGUGAUCAUGGGGGGUGGCCGGAAGUACAUGUACCCGAAGAACCGAACUGAUGUGGAAUAUGAACUGGAUGAGAAGGCCAGGGGCACAAGGCUAGACGGCCUAGACCUCAUCAGCAUUUGGAAGAGCUUCAAACCCAGACACAAGCACUCCCACUAUGUCUGGAACCGCACUGAGCUGCUGGCCCUCGACCCCUCCAGGGUGGACUACCUCCUAGGUCUCUUUGAACCCGGGGACAUGCAGUAUGAGUUGAAUAGAAACAACCUGACUGACCCUUCGCUCUCAGAGAUGGUGGAGGUGGCCCUCAGGAUCCUGACAAAGAAUCCCAAAGGCUUCUUCCUGCUGGUGGAAGGAGGCAGGAUUGACCAUGGACACCACGAGGGCAAGGCCAAGCAGGCGUUGCAUGAGGCAGUGGAGAUGGACCAGGCCAUCGGAAGGGCAGGCGCCAUGACUUCCCAGAGAGACACCUUGACUGUGGUUACUGCAGACCAUUCCCAUGUGUUCACUUUUGGUGGAUACACGCCCCGUGGCAACUCUAUCUUUGGUCUGGCUCCCAUGGUGAGUGACACAGACAAGAAGCCCUUCACAGCCAUCCUAUAUGGCAAUGGGCCCGGCUACAAGGUGGUAGAUGGUGAGCGAGAGAACGUCUCCAUGGUGGAUUAUGCUCACAACAACUACCAGGCUCAAUCUGCCGUCCCCCUGCGCCAUGAGACCCACGGCGGAGAAGAUGUGGCAAUCUUUGCCAAGGGCCCCAUGGCACACCUGCUUCACGGCGUCCAUGAGCAGAACUACAUCCCCCACGUGAUGGCGUACGCCUCCUGCAUUGGGGCCAACCUUGACCACUGUGCCUCAGCCAGCUCCACGGGCAGCCCCGCCCCAGGGCCCCUGCUGCUCCCACUGGCUCUACUCCCCCUAAGCACACUGUUCUGAGAGCCCAGGUCCCACAA